Phymastichus coffea is the source of this 4618-nucleotide messenger RNA. RefSeq lists its product as uncharacterized. The record is from RefSeq and is a predicted model, not a curated record. The coding region runs from base 23 to 3439 and encodes 1138 amino acids. Gene Ontology annotation, biological process: NAD+ biosynthetic process. Gene Ontology annotation, molecular function: nicotinamide-nucleotide adenylyltransferase activity; nicotinate-nucleotide adenylyltransferase activity. Lineage: Eukaryota; Metazoa; Arthropoda; Insecta; Hymenoptera; Eulophidae. The transcript is spliced from 10 exons.
CUGCAUAGUAUUACGGCGUAGUAUGCAUUCACUUUUACAAGAUACGAUGGAAUGGAGGAACGAGAAGACUGAUAAGAUGCCAAUAAACCGCAUAAUUUUAAUGAGCUGUGGCAAAUAUAAUCCACCAACAUUUAUGCAUCUACGAAUGUUUGAAAGAGCACGUGAUCAUCUUCACACUCUGCGAACACACACUGUAAUAGGAGGUGUAAUAUCACCAGUAAGUGAAUCUAGUUCAAAUAAGGAUCUCGCAGACAGUACAAUAAGAUGUGAUUUAUUAAACUUGGCUACUAAGGCAAGCGACUGGAUUCGCAUGAGCACUUGGGAAAUAAGGCAGAUGAGCUCAAAGAGUACCAAGGAAAUCUUAGAGCACCACCAAAAUAUAUUAGAUUCGUAUAUUAGUAAUGCCAUUGACAAUAACAUAAGUAAUGAAGAUGUAGAGUGGAUACCUGAUAAUGUUAAGAAUAAUACAAGUCAAUCCCAAAUACAAAUUAAAUUACUCUGUGGCUCUGACCUAGUUGAAAGUUUGGUUACUUCCAAACUUUGGUCAGAAGAAGAGAUAACAGAAAUAUUAGAAAAGUUUGGUCUAAUUGUUAUAGGCAAAGAAGGAGUAAAUGUAUAUAAAUUUAUAUAUGACUCAGAUAUUCUUUCAAAACACUUAAAUAAUAUUCACAUUGUUACUGAAUGGAUACCAAAUGAAGUGAAUUCUACUCGGAUAAGGCGAGCUUUGCGACGAGGAGAAAGCGUUAAAUAUCUCCUUCACAAUGAUGUCAUUGAAGCAAUUUAUAGAAAACGUAUUUACAAUGCCGCUAAUUGGCUGUCGACCAGCGCACGAUGCAGCAGCCGCAGCAGCACUGAGUCUUCGGCAAGCAGCAGUAGGAUGGAGGAGAAGGGACGGGUCAUAUUGAUGUCAUGUGGCAGUUACAAUCCACCGACGCACAUGCACCUGCGGAUGUUCGAGCGAGCACGAGACCACCUGCACAACCUCGGCGCGUACAUAGUCGUCGGUGGAGUGGUGUCCCCGGUAAACGACGCGUACGGCAAGAAAGAAUUGGCGAGCGGCACGCACAGAUGCGAGAUGUUGAGACUGGCGCUGCAGGACAGCGACUGGAUACGCCUGAGCACGUGGGAGAUGCGCCAGCAAGGCUGGACGAGAACACGGGCGUGCCUCCAGCAUCACCAGUCGAUUUUGAAUGCCGUAGUGCCGAAUCAAAGCGACGCCAACAGCAACUCGAUCGACAACGAAGAUCUCGACUGGCUGUCCGAGAACGUGAGGAACAACGAUAGCGAAGGUCAGACGCCCAUUCAGAUAAAGUUGCUGUGCGGUGGUGAUCUGCUGGAGAGUUUCGCCACGCCUGGACUCUGGGCUGAAGAGGAUAUCGCAGAAAUCGUGGGCACCUAUGGUCUCAUAGUAAUCACAAGGGAAGGCUCGAACCCGUACAAGUUCAUUUACGACUCGGACGUUCUCUCGAAGUACCUGCAUAAUAUACAGAUAGUCACGGAGUGGAUUCCGAACGAGGUGAGCUCGACACGAAUACGGCGAGCGCUCAAACGUGGUGAAAGCGUUAAGUAUUUGCUGCAAGAUCCUGUGAUCGAUUACGUUUACAAAUACGGCAUCUAUGGCGCUACAAGGCCCUCGACCAUUAAGUUACAAUUUGCAUCAAAUAAUUCCUCGACCGACUACCUUGACACCGACGAAGCGAAUGCCUCUCUAACGCCGUCGCCAAGCGACGUGAUAAUGCAGGAGUCGACGACGACGACGACGACGACGCCGCAAGUUGUGAAAAAUAAUAGUUACUCGGACGAAAGUCCGGAGGAGAACACUGAAUUAGCGCGUGAAAAGUUUUUCCGCAGUCUCGAGUCGUCGUCGUCGAUGCUCCUGCAGCAUCAACAUCAGCAGCAACAUCAGUUCAGUAGCGCUAGGGCCAGGAACGAAUUAUUGGCGUUUGACGACAUGACCGAGAGCGAAUUGGCGACAAUGUGCGAUAACACUUACAGCGAGGAGAGAGAGGACGACGGUUUAUCAAUCACGUACGAGGAGAGCAGCGAGGAUUUGAACGAGUCUUCCGUGAGAAACAACAAAGACUGCAAAGUUAAGCAAACGUCCGAAGAUACAGUUAGUUCGUCGAGAAACGGCUCGAUUGGUUUCGAACCACUGGAGGACUCCGACUCGCAGGCAACCAAGUUCGAGAGCAAUCUGGAAAUCGAUGGCAAGUAUAUCAAGUCACUGGUGAACUCGAAAAAGACGCCAAAGAAAUCAUCCGACGACAGAGACGAGGAGGAGCCUGAAAUCGAAAGUACGCUGGACACCGACGAGGCGAAAACCGUGGCGGAAAAAGUCGAGCCAGAUGCCAACGAAAUCAGUAUAUUCGACGAUGACAUUAGCUACAUCAAGCGCUUCCGGCUGAUCAUUAAUAAGCCUGCCGACCAAACAACAGCACAAAGCCAACAUCUCAAAGGCAGUCUCGACUCGAUCAAUUUGCAGGAGUCCAAAGGAUCGAGUAGAAGUACGAUCAAGAGUAUGUCGAAGAAAUCCAAGAGUUUUGAGUCGAUCAAGCGCAACGCGUCGACUUCCGUCUACUGCGACGCCAGGCAGAAAUCCGACAAUACUUCGCAGUUCGUCACUGCGUUGGAAACCGAAGAACGUUGUUCCGCGUGCUCGCCGGACGAAGACUCGACCGAGUGUGACAUUUGCAGCUCGUGCAAUUUGCGCGAUUCCGAGGACGCGAAGGAGCCAAGUUUGAGCGAAACGACGGAAAUCUGCGAGAUUUGCGGGGAGCCAGCUACGACUACGGAAGAAUUGUUGACCGACAGUCCGCAAACGAUUAACAGCAGGUCUGUCCCACUGAAUCUUCCCAAAGCUAAAUCAACGAUCGAAAUCAACCAAGGAUCUUACAGAAGACCGACGGUGGACGAAAGGUAUGAGAUCGACAAUUGUGGCUUGCAAGACUGCCGACUGAGAGCUUCCUUGGAUACUUGUAACAAACCCGAACCACUCUAUGUAAACGUCAUACCUCGACAGCAAGCACCAAUUAGAUAUAUUGCCAGUCGUGACGACGUGGCGAUGUCGCGAAGUUUGAGUAUCGGUGGGGGAAUAAAACGUUCAAGUCGAAAGACAUUCCCAAAGAAAACGACGACUCAAGAGAAACGAAGGUACUCAUCGGUGGACAAUUUACAGAAUCGAACGCUGUCGUUUCGCUCGAGCGAGAAACUCUCCAAGACUCGCGAGAGCAAGUUUACAACCUCGGCAGACAAUAUCAGACCAGCGAGGGUCUCGAGAAGCAGGUCAUUGAGAAGAUCCGCCGAUAACUUCUCGUCGGGAGAUAAUUUGGACGAGGAUGACGAAUACACGAGGGUUAAGAUACGCGACACCGACACCAUCAAGAUGAUACUCACCAAGCACGGUAUUAAAAUAAUCAGUCAGAAAGAGACGGUUUUAUAGGACGACGAUAUGGGCGAGAUUCUUUGUUAAAUGUUUUUUUAGGUUCGUAGGUUGAUUUUGCGGAGCUUUUUUUACAGGAGCGUAUCCAUAUUAUACAGGGUAGAAGAAAUUGUCUUUUUUUAAUUUUAAUGGGAACAUAUCGAUUGGGCAAGUUCUCACCAAGUUUGUUUGUCAAGUGAUAAAGUCGUAAGUAUACGUGUUUAGCGAAAUAUGUCUUCCUUAUGAUAGUGCGAAAAUCGAAUUGCCGUGUUGUUUCAUAUCAGAAUUAUAUGUGCAAGUAGAAUAGUUUUAUAUACGUGUGUGACGUUUUUAGAUGGACUUUUAUAGCGUUAUGAAGAUAUACUACAUCCAUCAAAGAAACUAUUUACUUUGCAGUAUCGGUGCUAACAACGAAAUUUUUAAUGAUUCCGCAAAGUCAACCAUUAUUCUCGCUAGGAUUCAAGUACACUUAGUUCACGACAAACAAUCAAUAGAAAAUUGCCCAUAUCUAUAACUACAAUCGAAUGAGAAAUAAAUUAAUUUAGUUCCAGCAUAAAGACUUGAUAUAGAAAUACAGAGCUAUAAGUUUUCACGUUUUCAAUUUCGAAAGUCUAUUUUUUAACGUCAGAUUACAAAAGAGAAUUAUAAAAAAGCGUUGUAAAGAAUAUAUAUAAAAUAGAUCCUGUUCGUCGAUAUAUUUCGGUCAAGCUUACGUUGAUGUUUUUGGAACCUCAUUGAUUUCUUUAGUAGCGCUUCACCAAUGCUUUACUAGAGCAAAUUGAUGACGAUCAUUAUAUUUACAAUCAAAAAUUUUUUAGAGUCGCUUAUUAUAUACGUUUAAUGUGAUUGAUUCACUCCUAUAUAGAGAACAAUGUGUGUUGGUGUAACAGAUAUAUAGAAGGAAAGUAGGCAAGCAAAAAUAAUUAGGAAUUGGAACAGAGCAAACGACAGAAUGUAGAGGUAAAGACAACUAAAUUUUACGUUGCCAAUAAUGUGCCAAGCAUCCAGAUGCGAAAAAAAAAGAAAAAAAAAAUCUUUCCAAAAAGUCACGUAGAUUAAGUUUAAUCGUAAUAAGAACCACGAGAGUCGUCGAGUUUAUAUGACAAUCCUGGACAUAUGUCAAUAUACAAGUCUUAGAUUUCUUGAUAUUAUAUACGUUAUACAAACCUAUAUUAAAAAAAAAAAAAAACAAUAAUUAAA